Messenger RNA from Drosophila willistoni, 679 nucleotides. RefSeq lists its product as uncharacterized. The coding region runs from base 16 to 297 and encodes 93 amino acids. NCBI's taxonomy places the organism in Eukaryota, Metazoa, Arthropoda, Insecta, Diptera, Drosophilidae. The transcript has 2 exons. The record is from RefSeq and is a predicted model, not a curated record.
CGUGCCAAUCUGUGUAUGCAUCUCUAUAGAGAACUGGCUGGGAUUGAACCAGAUGAAAAUAAACGUUACGUUUACUUAACACUAUGCUACGAACUCCUUGACGCUGGAGAACCUGAUAAUAUGACCGAAGAGGAAACCAUUGAAUAUCGUCUAAAAGUGAUUGACAGCCUUAACAAUCAGGUGAAUAAAUUACUAAAGCAUCUAAAUGAAGUAGACAAAGUUAAGGAUGAAAGUAAAAAACAUGUAGGUGUUUCCAAAAGGUCAAAACCAGUUCCAGUGUUUGAACCACCAAUCUGAAUCUUUGGCUAACAAUAAUAUACUCAAUCAUAGAAAAAUCAUAGAUAACAAGAAAAUAGCCCAUGAUGGCGAAACUAAAUGGUUUGGUUGUUCCAGACUAAGUAAGGAAAACAUAUUGAAAUCAAUCGAUUCAAGUCCAAUUCGUACAACUAUUGAAAGUCAAUCUAUUCCAACUACAUCAAACUUACCUUCGUCCACAAGAAAAACAAGAAUCAUAGAUAACUACAAAAUAUUAACCAUGAUUGCGAAACUAAAUUGUUUGGUUGUUCCAGACUAAGUAAGGAAAAAAUAUUGAAACAACCGAUCCAAGUCCAAUUCGUACAAUUAUUGAAAAUCAAUCUAUUCCAACUACAUUAAACUUGCCUUCGUCCAAAAAAAUUAA